Elaeis guineensis (African oil palm) is the source of this 1370-nucleotide messenger RNA. Its product is annotated as gibberellin 2-beta-dioxygenase 2. The record is from RefSeq and is a predicted model, not a curated record. NCBI's taxonomy places the organism in Eukaryota, Viridiplantae, Streptophyta, Magnoliopsida, Arecales, Arecaceae.
ACACCCUCCUCAUAGACACCUCUAUAUAACGUCUCCCCUACUGCUCUCCUUCCCUUUUAUCUCUACCAUACUAUCUUCUCUCUUCUCAUCAUCCGUUCUCUCACUCUUUUCACCCUUUUAGUAUACAUCUGUAGACACAAAAACAUUAGAACAAGAUAUUAACAAUGGUGGUGGCUUCUUUUAGCCCCGUGCAUGGUGAUCGCUUCAGGUCACUCGCCAUCCCGGUCAUCGACCUCUCCUGCGAUCGAGCCCUCGCAUCGGAGCUCAUCGUGAGGGCUUGCGAGGAGUUUGGUUUCUUUAAAGUGAUCAGCCAUGGAGUGCCCGUCGACAUCGUCUCACGGAUGGAGGCCGCUGCAUUAGAAUUCUUCUCACUGCCGGUUGUCGAGAAGCAACGAGCUGGUCCUCCAAAUCCUAUUGGAUAUGGAAGCAAGACCAUUGGACUGAAUGGAGACUCCGGGGAGGUGGAGUACCUCCUCCUCCACACCAACCCCUCCUCCGUCUCCCAACAAGCUGGUGUGAUAUCAAGGAAGAAUCCAACUGAGUUCAGCUGUGUGGUGAAUGAGUACAUGGAGACUGUGCAAGAGGUGGCAUGUAAGAUACUGGAGCUACUGGCAGAAGGGCUGGGGCUCAGAGACAGUGGGGUGUUCAGCAGGUUGAUAAGAGACACAGAGAAUGACUCAUUGCUAAGGCUGAAUCACUACCCUCCAUGGCAUAACAAGGAGGACAUGAGGAGUGAUAGGAUCGGAUUCGGCGAGCACUCAGACCCUCAGAUCAUCACCCUCCUUCGAUCCAACGAUGUGGAAGGACUCCAGAUACUGUCUCCCUCAUCCUUGGAUGGUGCAGUUUGGGUCCCAGUACCACCGGAUCCGAAUGCGUUCCAUAUCAUGGUCGGCGAUCUGCUUCAGGUUAUGACAAAUGGGAGACUAGCUAGUGUGAGACACAGGGCCAUUGUUGACUCCUACAGCCCAAGGCUCUCAAUGGGUUACUUUGGUGCACCUCCCCUCCAUGAAUGGAUUUCCCCUCUCCCAGAGAUGACCACACCCCAAAUGCCUCGCUGCUACAAAUCCUUUACUUGGGCUGAGUACAAGAAAGCCAUGUAUUCACUCAGGCUUGGACACAAUCGCCUUGAUCUCUUCCGUGCAGAUGAAAUGGAAGAACAUCCUGGGCUAGUAAAAUAAUAGUAGAGGUUUCUACGAUAACAUUUUGUAUGAACCAAUGUUCUAACAAGGAGGGGGUCUGUUUUUUUGAAGUACUCCCCCAGAUUUUUUUUUUUUCAUGUUUGUCUAGAUCAUCAGGGUUAUUACAAAGAGGGAAGAGCAUGCUUUGACAAGAAUAUCUAACAAGAUUAACAGUGUUGUAUGUUUUCUAGA